UGCAUGUGUAUAUAUAAUAAGUAAAGCUCUCCUCUUCUAAAUGCAUUUUAAAAAUGUAUAUAUUUUAAAGCUUAAUACGAAUGUAAUCAAAUCUUAUCAGUCAUACAAUAUACCAGUAAAAUAAAAGUCUCUUCAAAUAUUAUGCUAUUUCCACCAUAACUGUCCCGCAGAGACAAAUGCUAUAAAAACAAACAAACAAAAACAUAAAAUUGCGAUGUGAAAUAUAAGAAAAGUAUAUUUAUUUAUUGAUGAUAGAUUAUAUUAUAAAUAUGUUUUGGUACGUCAUAUCACGAAAAGCUCUCACACACAUACACACACAGUGCGUUUCAUCCAGCAGCUUUGCGCCAAAAGAGGACGCACCAUCUGCGGCACCGACGACGAGGAGGAGGAGGAGGAGGAGGAAAGGGAUGAAGGAAGCCUCGGGAUGCAGUGAGAAGUCGAGGAAGGAAGGACAAUUUUGAGGUGCUCCAUGUCGAAGAUGAGCUUGAUCCAAGCCGGGCACGACGCCGUCGGCGGACCCAGGGGGGAGGCGGGCAGAGGCGGCCUCGUCGCUAACAACGGCGGCGGUCCCCCGAGGCUCCAGCCGGGCGCGCAGCCUCCGGCUCCCGGCGGCCGGAGCAGAGAUGCCCGCUCCCACCAGCGGCACCAGCACCACCACCACCACCACCACCACCACCAUCACGGAGGAAGCUCCAGCGGCGGCACCUCCAUGCUCAAGCAGCCGACGUCGCACAGCGAGCCCGCCGACGCGGUGAGGCGGGCGCUGGACUUCAAGUGCCAGGGCACGCAGUGCUACAAGGACAAGAAGUACCGCGAGGCCAUCGGCAAGUACCACCGCGCGCUGCUGGAAAUGAAGGGGCUGUGCCGGCUGCUGGGCGACCCGGACGGCGGAGGCUCCAAGUCGCUGCUGGCCGCCAUCGGCAAGUCCAGCCCGCUGACGGAGGAGCAGAAGGGGGCCAUGGAGAACGCCGAGCUGGAGUGCUACAACAGCCUAGCCGCCUGCCUUCUCCAGAUGGAGCUGGUCAACUACGAGCGUGUGAAGGAGUACUGUCUGAAGGUGCUGCACAAGGAGGGCAAGAACUUUAAGGCCCUGUAUCGCUCGGGCGUGGCCUACUACCACCUGGGGGACUUCCAGAAGGCGCUCCACUAUCUGAAGGAGUCGCACAAGCAGGAGCCCUCAGACACUAACGUCAUCCGCUACAUUCAGCUGACGGAGAUGAAAAUCCGCCGCAGCGCUCAGAGAGAAAAGAAAGACGCUACAUAAAUAAAAAAAGACCACAGACGACUUUUCCAACUCAUCGCCACUUCCUGUCCCGCCCCUCACUGUGUGUCGCCUGGACUUGUCAUUGUAUAGCAGUCAGGAAUGUUCCAAUGGGAUUUCAAACACUGCUUGAAGGGUACAGAUGUUUUUUUUUUUUUUUUCUUUUCUCCAAAGUGUCAAGUUUGCAAUCACUGCCUGUCCAAAUAUACACUGUGGCGGAAGCACAACAGCAACAAGAACAAAAAAGUGCAUAGGUGUUUGUCGUGUUUGUUUUCAAUUCCAGCACUUGGCUCAAAAUGGAGCGUAUGAGUAACAAGCACCCGCGCAACCACAAACUGUUGUUAUUUUUUCGUCUGGUGCUGUCGAGGGAAAUGCAUGUAGUUUAUUUACAUGGGCAGUACACGAAAAAGCACACCGUUGCCACCAUUAACUGAAAAAAUACAUAUCAGAGAAUUGUACAUAGAAAUGGGAAAAGAACAAUUUCUUGGUGAUGAACACCAAAAAACAAAGCACUUGGAUCACAGUAUUUAAAUAUGAAUAUGUAUUGUAUGUAUGUGGUGGUCGUUUGUAUUGAUGGUUGUUGUGAUGACGCCGCAGCAGUGCGAGCGGAACAUCUCAUCCUUGAUUAUUAUUAUUUAUACUUUCAAAUUCAUACAAAUGCUGAUGAAAGCACAUGUACGUAAUUAAAAAAAACACCUCAACCAA
Molecule: messenger RNA, 1966 nt
Organism: Phyllopteryx taeniolatus (common seadragon)
Lineage: Eukaryota; Metazoa; Chordata; Actinopteri; Syngnathiformes; Syngnathidae
Product: tetratricopeptide repeat protein 9A
Exons: 3
Coding region: 470-1264 (264 amino acids)
Molecular function (GO): protein binding
Source: RefSeq, a predicted model, not a curated record